AUGGUCGCCGCCAACAACGACACGGCACAGUUCCGUGAUGAUCUCCGCCGUCUGACGCCUGAGCUCCUCAGCUCGGUGCUGGACUACACGUCUGUUUCCAACGUUGACGAUGAUGUGGCGGCGAGGAACAAGAUUGUCGCGGCGGCGCAAGCCAUCAUUGAAGCCGCUCGCCCGCCGCAGCCGCAAUGGAUGAACCAGUCUGCUGCGUGCGCCGAGUUUGUAGCACUGCGCCUGUUCAUUGAUUGGGGUGCUUUCGAAGCGAUCCCCAUCGAGGGCAGCAUCACAUACCAGGAGCUCGCCGACAAGGUCGAUGCCGAGGUUCAGCUCGUUCUUCGCUUUGCAUGGAUCAUGGUGUCUACAGGACUUCUCGAACAGAUCGGCGAGGAUAGAGUCGCUCACACGGAAAGGUCGAGACAGAUUACGCAGCAUGGCCCUCUCAGGAGCAUGUGGUCAUUAAUGUUUGAUAACUCGUUCAUGGGUUCUGCGUCCAUGCCUGAGUACUUCCGCAUUUACGGUCGGAAAGAACCCGUAGGACCAGCACAUGUUCCGUUCACCUUCGCGCAUGGCGCCCCUGACAAGGCAUUUUGGGAGGUCCUCAAUUCGGAUCCCAAGCGCAUGAGAACCUUCAUGGAAGCCAUGACGAACGUUGACAAACAAGUUCCCCUCAUGGGCCCUCAUCUUGGGCUCUACGACUUCGACUGGGUGGCGGAGGCUGCGAAGAAUGUACCCUCGGACCGACCGCUGCUCGUCGACGUCGGCGGAGGCAAAGGUCACGUUAUGAAGACCUUCUGCGAUGGCAACACCCCUUUGACGCUCGACAGAUGCGUCCUGCAGGAUCUACCGCCAAUCAUCGAGCACAAUAAGGCAGAUGUCAACUCGGGACUUGGGGGAGCCACACUGAUGGCGAUCGAUUUUCAUAAAGAGCAACCAGUUCAAGGUGCACUGAUCUAUUACAUUCGACACUGCCUUCAUAACUACGGUGAUGAGGCCGUCAUCGGCAUCAUGAAGCACACGGCGGCGGCUAUGGCUGAUGAUAGCAAACUCCUCAUUGCAGAGUACAUCAUGUCAAAUCCACCAAGCAAGUUCGCUAUCUGGAUGGAUUUCAUCAUGUGCAUGUCGGGCGGAAAGGAGCGCACAAAGGCCAUGUGGCACGAGGUCACAGCCCAGGCCGGUCUCAAGAUAGUUGCUUUCCACGGAGUAGACACCUCUCCCGAUGGACACGCCGUCAUAGAGUGCGUAAAGGCGGGUGACCCCUCACCCCCCGACAGCGCGGCUACGGCGUGA
Verticillium dahliae VdLs.17 is the source of this 1284-nucleotide messenger RNA. Its product is annotated as O-methyltransferase. Gene Ontology annotation, molecular function: O-methyltransferase activity. The record is from RefSeq and is a predicted model, not a curated record. The transcript has 4 exons. Bases 1 to 1284 code for a protein of 427 amino acids. NCBI's taxonomy places the organism in Eukaryota, Fungi, Ascomycota, Sordariomycetes, Glomerellales, Plectosphaerellaceae.